Molecule: messenger RNA, 993 nt
Organism: Fibroporia radiculosa
Lineage: Eukaryota; Fungi; Basidiomycota; Agaricomycetes; Polyporales; Fibroporiaceae
Exons: 6
Coding region: 1-993 (330 amino acids)
Molecular function (GO): hydrolase activity, acting on ester bonds
Source: RefSeq, a predicted model, not a curated record
AUGGGAAAGAACAAGAAAUCAUCCGUUCCGAGCGAAGAACAUCUCGUCUUACCCUCCCAUUCGGCUCUGGCAGAUGCAGAUACACCCUACGCCAUCGUGGACACACACACGCACCUCAUAUCAACAUUCAGCUCAUAUCGCAGCAAAUACAAGAAUGGACAGUUUGGUACUGUCUUCGAUUUUGUGCGCGGAUUGUACCACGGCCGCAACGUUGAGGCAAUCGUCGAUGUCUGGUGCGAAGCACCGGUGCAAAAGAUCUGGCGAUCCAUUGCGGACUCUGCGCUCACGGAGGAGAGUAGGCGGGACAAGUGGAGUGGUAUCGAGUAUUGGUUUGUGAUGGGCGUUCACCCACAUGAAUCAAGCCAGUACACGGACAACGUAGAGGCAGACAUUCUGGAGGCGAUGGCUCAUCCACGCUGUGUGGGAUGGGGCGAGAUAGGUCUGGAUUAUCACUAUGAUAAUUCGCCGCGUGAUAUACAGCAGGCUGUCUUCGUUCGUCAGCUGAAGCAGGCAGUCCGGCUUGGGAAACCUCUGACAAUUCAUACCCGAGAGGCUGAGGCUGACACAGAGCACAUUCUGAAGGAACAUGUCCCGAAAGACCACAGGAUUCACGUCCAUUGCUACACGGACUCGCCCGAGUGGGCUGCGCGAAUGCUAGACCACUUUCCUAAUUUGUACAUUGGAGUCACAGGCGUGAUUACCUACUCUACUAACGCGAAUACCUCUGCCGUGGUGCGCAACUUUUCCUCGGAUCCGUCUGUUCCGCUGCGAAUCCUACUCGAAACCGACGCGCCAUUCAUGAUCCCCUCGAAUCUAUAUGAUUCCUUGAAGAACGUAAAAGGCAGACUUCCACUGUGCCAUACGGCUAUGAUUCCAUGGACUGCAGACUUCGUAGCGAACGUUGCGAACGGCGAUAAACACGAUAACGCGUGGGAUGCAAUUAGAGUUCUGCAAGAAUCUAGACAGAAUGCGCGUAAUAUGUAUGGUGUAUAG